AUGGUGACCAACAUGGCCAUCGCCACGAUCGCCACGAUCGCCGGCGCCAUGGCCAACACUGAAGGUUUACAGUGGCAUGCGCACCUCUACUUCGUCGGCAUUGUGCCGCACAGCACGCAUGAUCAGUGGCUUGGCGAGUAUGUCUUGGACGACGAGCCACACAAUAGCCGGCCCAUGUACUCGCUCGUGACUCCGACGCAGGAGGCCAUGCGAAGCGCUCUGCGCAAGGCGCCGCGUGGCUUCGCGCCCGAAGCCGUGCUGCGGUCGCACACACUCACGGGCCAGUGGAUCAUCGGCACGCGCUCGCAAGUUGCCACCAAUCAAGGCUGGGCCGCCGUGUACGACAAUGCGAGCACGCCGUCUGACAUCACGGGCGUGUGGCAUGUGCACGUGGGUGGGCGAGGUUGGCUGCCCGCGCCCGCGCUGCGCAUCGUCACGGGCGCGGCGGGCGAGGCCGCGGCGGUGACGCACGAGGCGCACAUCCUCGCCAAGGCCGCCGCCGCGCCCACGCGCGUGCUGCUGCACGGCGCGACGCCCAACCAUCUGCAGGCGGCGAUGUUGGGGGAGUACGUGCGAGUGGUGGAUGUGCUCUGCGACCGGCGUCCAGUCUACGAGCUCGUCGACCUCGAUGUACUUGCGACCCCCGACCGGCAGCGCAUCUUCCUGCGCUACUGCUCGGCCAACGGCCAGUGGAUGGUGGGCACCGAGGGACACGUCGGCACCGACCUCGGCUUCAUGUACGCGGCCAAUGCCAUGGCGUGGCAUCCGGCGGACAUCGCCAGCUCGACCGCGCGGAGGAUUGGGAAGACGAGCGCAAGGAAUAUCGGCCAAUGGAAGGUGAUCUCGGGCCAGGUCGAGCCCCUCACUUGGCACGACGCGCCCGAGCUGCACGUGCUCGACCUCGACAUCGAGGACAAACGACUCGCACGGGAGGCCGCCGAGCGCGAGGCCGAACUGCGGCGGCGCGCGCGCAUGUGGUCACUGAUCACGCCAGUGCUCGUCGUCGGCGCCCUCGUCCUACUGGCCUACGGCUGCCAGGAAGCACUCCGAUGGGGUCGCGAGCGGCGCGAGGCGCGGGAGGCGGAGGAGCUCCGCAAGGAGAAGCGGCGGCAGAGACGCGCCGUGGACAAGGAGGUGCGACAGUUCGAGAAGUCCCUCGGGAGCUUUGGCACAUGGCAGCCUCCGAGGCGGCGGUAG
Messenger RNA from Emiliania huxleyi CCMP1516, 1197 nucleotides. RefSeq lists its product as hypothetical. NCBI's taxonomy places the organism in Eukaryota, Haptophyta, Isochrysidales, Noelaerhabdaceae. Bases 1 to 1197 code for a protein of 398 amino acids. The transcript has a single exon. The record is from RefSeq and is a predicted model, not a curated record.